AUGACAAUUUAUUUUCAUAAACUUUUAGAUGCUGAGACUGAGAGAUAAUAUAAUUGCUUCCAAAAUGAAUAAAUCAUUAAAACUUAAAAUAAAUAAAAAGUUCUAAUCCUUCUAUUAUUAAGUGUUUUUACAAUUUAAAAAGGAAUUGAGAAAAGUUGGACUUCAUUAACCUUCAAUAUAUUUGGAUUCAUUUUCAUUACAAUAUCCUUCAAGUUUGUGAAAAAAGCCUCCAUGUAUUACAAAUAUUUGCUCUUGGUCAUUGUUUUGAUAUUUAAUAUGUUUUACCCAUUAAAUCGCUACAUGGGUACACUUCCAAAUCAAGAUACUUACUUGGAUGGCUACUUCAUUUGCCUCGGUUCAUUAUCAAUCCUUAAUAGUGUGGAGGCUUAUGCAAAAUACAUUGUGAUGAUACCCAUUCUAGCAUUUAAUUUGUACGUAGGGCCUUACACUGAAGCAGUCCUGUGGUCGCAAUUCUUGAAGUUUGGGAUUAUGACAGUCAUGGACAUUCAAUUUGGAAUACAAUAAGAAAUUUGUAGAAGGAAAUAGUUUUCCAAGUUGAAUUGCAAUAAAAUAAUUCAAAAUUACUUCAACUCCUAAGAUUUGUUUGACAUCUUCAAGGUGAAAUUCGAUGAAAAUGUUAAGUCUAUAAAAUUAUCAUCCCUAUUAGAAAAACAAAAGUUUAAUGAAUUUUAAUAAUUAGAUUUUAAAUAACGAAUAAGAAAAAUAUUAGUUCAUCCUAAAAAGUAUAACACUGAGAUGAAUAAGAAUAGCUAAUAGAAUCAAUUUUAAAUGAACAAAAUUAAUUUGGAAACAUUUCUACUAUACUACCUAAAAGGAAUAAAGCCAAAAGCAGAUUUUAAAUUAUUUGAGUCUUUCAAGAACAAAUUGAAAGUUGAUCUUGAAGAAAUCUCAGUUAACAAUUUAGGAUAGAAUGAAAUUUCUACAUUCAACUCCAAGCAAAUUACUCCUCAAGCUUUGAUAAUCUUGAAAUAACAUUAGAUAUCCACUAAAAUCAAGAAGUUGAAACUCAAACAAGAAAAUUAUAAGCUCAUCAUAAAAUACUUUAUUUCCAUCUUUAACUCUUCCUUUAAGAAAUGCUUAACAAUAUUGCAAGAUUUCAAUCAAUUUUGUGAUAUCAAUAUAACUUCAUAGCAAUAAUUAAUAUUUCGUGAACAUCAUACUUAAUUGAAUAAGGCUUGGAAUUCAUUUAGAAAUAUGGUAGAUUUUAUGCAAUUAUCAUGCAAUAUCAACCCAUUGGCAACUUUCAAUAUUCUGCUAAUGGUUGAAUAGUUAACAUAAGCAGUUAAGUAUCUGCAUCAUGAUAAUCAUGAUAAUGCCGUAGAUCUGGAAAUUAUAAAUAAAUUAAAAAGUUCAUUUGUUGUCUCUAAUAAUGCAAAGAUGAAAUAACUCUUCUUAAAUUUGUUUUACUAUAUAUUAGAUCUGAAUUAUGGAAAGAUUUACAUCAUGUUAGAAGAAGAGUAGAAUAGCGACGAUAAUAUUAUUUACGUAAAGAUUAAGUAUCAAAGCGAAAGCAUUUUUACAAAGUCAGAAUUACAAAGUUUUCCAAUCAUAAAUCCAAUGUCCUUUUCAGAUUUACAACAUAAUUCAAAGAGCAUCUUAAAUUUAGAAAUACCCAUUAGUAUUUGGUUGGUAAGACUUUUAGGACCAAAAGAUAAAAUUAUAAUAAGAAAAAUGAAAUAGUAAUAUGAAUUAGAAUUUUAAUUGUAUAAAAUAUUAACUGCUGAUAUGAGUUUACAACAAUAUUAUAAUAUAAAACUAGAAAAUCAAGUGAUAUUACAGCAAGACGAAUAACCUUUGAUCACAAAUUGUAUUUCUUUAUAGCCAUGUAUAAAUGGAUAAUGA
Molecule: messenger RNA, 1863 nt
Organism: Paramecium tetraurelia
Lineage: Eukaryota; Ciliophora; Oligohymenophorea; Peniculida; Parameciidae
Exons: 3
Source: RefSeq, a predicted model, not a curated record